GCAGGUUUGCGGACGUGGCGGCGGCGCAAGGCCUGAAAGGCGGAGACGUUGGCGGCGGCGGCGGCGGCGGCGGCGGACGUUGGCAGCAGAGAACGGAGGCUCGGCCAUGAACUGGCCCAGGACGGCGGCGGCGGACCUGCUGGCCGUCUCCUCGCUGCGUCCCCACUGCUAAGGGGACAGAUUUUGACAUUAUGGCAGGGAGACAUCAGAAUCGUAGUUUUCCUCUUCCAGGAGUUCAUUCAAGUGGUCAAGUACAUGCAUUUGGAAAUUGUACAGACAAUGAUAUGUUGGAGGAGGAUGCUGAAGUGUAUGAGCUUCGAUCCAGAGGAAAAGAGAAAAUCCGAAGAAGUACAUCAAGAGAUAGACUUGAUGACAUUAUAGUAUUAACAAAAGAUAUACAGGAAGGAGACACUUUAAAUGCAAUAGCUCUUCAGUACUGUUGUACGGUAGCAGAUAUCAAGAGGGUUAACAAUCUCAUCAGUGAUCAAGACUUUUUUGCUCUUAGGUCUGUCAAAAUUCCAGUAAAAAAGUUUAGUUCAUUGACUGAAACACUUUAUCCUCCAAAAGGAAGACAGGCUUCACGUCCUUCAUCUGUUCAGUACCUUGCAGAACAACAGGAAGUUCUGUCAGCUAAUGAUUCUCUUUCUUCCAGUGAAUCAGCUGGUAGCUUUUUAAAAGAAGUAGACCGAGAUAUAGAACAAAUAGUAAAAUGUACAGACACCAAAAGAGAGAACCUUAAUGAAGUGGUUUCUGCCUUGACAGCACAACAAAUACUUUUUGAACCUGAUAACAAAAACAUUCAACGUAAGGAUCCAUAUUAUGGAGCAGACUGGGGAAUAGGGUGGUGGACAGCUGUAGUGAUAAUGUUGAUAGUAGGCAUAAUAACACCAGUAUUUUAUUUGCUGUAUUAUGAAAUUUUAGCUAAGGUGGAUGUUAGUCACCAUUCAACAGUGGAUUCUUCACAUUUGCAUUCAGGAGUCACACCUCCAUCACAGCAGAGGGAAAUGGAAAAUGGAAUUGCUCCAACUAAAGGAAUACCCUUUGGCCCACAAGAAGACCAUAAACUAUAUAGUCAAAAUUCUCAAUUACCUGCUGCUCAACACAAAACAUAGCAGUUAGUUCACAGUUACAGUGUUAGUGAUAACGUGUGCAUCUGGAAUGUGGUGAAUCGGUUAUGUUCAAUAACCACUUCAGAGGCAGCAUUUAGGGAGACUGAAGAUGCUUUGUUUUUACCUUUUUUUUUUUUUUUUGAGACAUUUACAAAUGAAUUGAGUAUAGAAUCCCGAUAGUUGUUAGUUGUUGAUACUGAAAGCAGUAAAUCUAUAUAUAAACGUGUUACAUCAAUGCUUAAAGCAGAAAUGAAUUUAAAUAUGUGUCUAGGAGGUUCUUGGAAAAUGCAUCAUUUUUCUUAUUCAAGCCUGGUUAUGUUUAAAUUUUAUUUUUAAAGUCAUUAAUUUUGGUUGAGGUCACUAAUAUUAAAUUCAUUAGGCAGAAUAAUGAUAGCAACAGAUGUCAGCAACUGAAGAAAAUUCACUACUAUGAACCAUCAAAAUACUUAGUUGCAAAAAAGUUGUUUGAUUCUAAAAUUAUUGAUGAUAGCCCUUAAUACUCCAUUUUGAAAGUAAAAAAAAAACACGUUUAGUGUAUAUUAUGAAAACAUAAGUAGAACAGAAAUAGGAAAGAAACAUAUAAUGUCUGUAAUAGAGGCUGAGACAUAUUACUUUUAAGCCCCCAGAAUAAUGUGUCACUGUUGGGAAGUUGCCGUUUGGUCACUAGAACACUCACUAUGUUAUGUCAAGACCUAAAAGUAAUCUUUGUCUCUUAAAGAAUGCUGCCUCUCCUUCUGUUUUUUUGUGAUUAAAUUCGCCUCUGAUAUUUGAAAGCACUUUCAUUAUUCUUUGAUUAAAAGUGUUAACAUAGAUUAUCCUUACAUACUGUGAUAAGUUGUUGCCGUGUUACGUGUAGUAACAUGCCUUAAUUACAUUUAAUGCCUUAUAUUACUUUAUGUAAACUAAUAUAAUUUUUAGAAUUAAAGUUAAACAUUAUUUCAAAUGAUCCGAUAGGAUUCAUAAGAUGGGCUGUAUAAAUUUGUCUCCAUGUUCCCUAUGAAGCACAAGUUAAUGGGAUCAAAACAAGUUUUCAUUGUCUGCCUGAGGUCUGUAGCAGAAAAGCAAAGUUAGAGACCUGCGUUAGCAAACAAAUUGUUUUAUUUAUUGAGCCCUUAACCUCUGUUUUUCAGGGAGAAAAUAUUCAACUUAAACAUUUUUUUCCCCUUAACUGGAGCAUCAAAUUGGGAAAAGAGGCCAAAGGUGUAUGGAUUGGUCGAAAGGGCUUGAUAGUGCCACUUUUUAAGAUCUGCUCUGCAUCAGACAGAGUCUG
Molecule: messenger RNA, 2379 nt
Organism: Camelus dromedarius (Arabian camel)
Lineage: Eukaryota; Metazoa; Chordata; Mammalia; Artiodactyla; Camelidae
Gene: LYSMD3
Product: LysM domain containing 3
Exons: 3
Coding region: 192-1112 (306 amino acids)
Biological process (GO): Golgi organization
Cellular component (GO): Golgi apparatus
Source: RefSeq, a predicted model, not a curated record